AUGGAUGUCCAAGCAGUAUCCCACGACUUUGUUCAGGACUAUAAUAAUAAGUUCAAUAACCCGGACGCAAGGAGCAGCAUGGACUCGUUAUACCAUCCGGAAUCGAUGUUAACAUGGGACGGCGUUCAACAUCAAGGCACGCAGGAAAUCAUAUCAGCCUUAACUGGACCCAGUAUGAGGACUGUUAAGACGCACAUCACGUCUGUAGACGCUACCCCAUCGGCUAACCACGGCGUUCUGGUGGCCGUUACUGGGAAUUUAACUGUGAGCGACAUGUCCCAGGUCGAUGAUGGGCCCGGUAAACCAUUGACCUAUGCGGCGACUUUCUCUCUGCAGCCUAUACCUGAACUGAAGGGUGGAUUCUUCAUCCACAGCCAGAUCUUCAGGGCUGUGCGUUCAUAG
Messenger RNA from Penicillium mononematosum, 402 nucleotides. Its product is annotated as nuclear transport factor 2 family protein. The coding region runs from base 1 to 402 and encodes 133 amino acids. The record is from RefSeq and is a predicted model, not a curated record. The transcript has 4 exons. Gene Ontology annotation, biological process: nucleocytoplasmic transport. Gene Ontology annotation, cellular component: nuclear pore central transport channel. Lineage: Eukaryota; Fungi; Ascomycota; Eurotiomycetes; Eurotiales; Aspergillaceae.